Messenger RNA from Sebastes umbrosus (honeycomb rockfish), 1290 nucleotides. It is a transcript of the gene hmgn6, whose product is annotated as high mobility group nucleosome binding domain 6. Lineage: Eukaryota; Metazoa; Chordata; Actinopteri; Perciformes; Sebastidae. The coding region runs from base 142 to 435 and encodes 97 amino acids. The transcript is spliced from 6 exons. Gene Ontology annotation, biological process: chromatin organization. Gene Ontology annotation, cellular component: chromatin; nucleus. The record is from RefSeq and is a predicted model, not a curated record. Gene Ontology annotation, molecular function: nucleosomal DNA binding.
ACUCGCCUCUCUCUGUUUCCACUGUGUUUACUACACUGCCGAGCAUACGGGAGACACUCGUCUUCACAUGCACUGACACCCACUGAGAAAAAAAACAGCUUUUUAGUUGUAUUUGUAAAGAAAAACCUCCAAGAGAUCAACAUGCCCAAAAGAAAGGUAUCUGCAGCAGAGGUAGGGGAUAAGGAAGAGCCCCAGAGGAGAUCAGCUCGGUUAUCAUCGAGACCGAGCCAAGCCAAGCCGGAACCAAAGGCCAAGAAGGCGGUAAAGAAAGAAAAGGCUGUGAACGAUAAGAAGGAGGACAAGAAGACCAAGAAGGCGAAGGAGAACGCAGAGGCCGAGGCGAACGAGGAAAACCACUCUGAGAACGGAGACGCCAAGACCAACGAGGUGGACGCGCCCCCCGAGGAGGCCAAGGAGGAGGCCAAGUCCGAGUAGCACCACUGCCCAAGCUUCCUCCUCCUCUACGACCCCCCCACCCCCUGAACCUCCCCAGCCAACCAGCCAGCCCCCCCAUCCCCACCCCCCCCAAGUCUCUCACAUGGUUUCCCUCCAAGGCGUAUUGUUAACAGAGGAAUAUUUUUAUCAAUGAUUUUAUAAGUAUCCGUACAGAUUUUUAGCACAAAAAGCAAAGCUGAUUAUGGAGCGCCUUGCAGAUUUGCAGUGGUCAUAUCAAGUGUCUGCAAGCAAGAUGAACACACUAAAAUCUUUUUUAAAUGGCAUUUCAUGAUUGUUGAAGGCUUGUUUGGUGUAGAAAGUGCGUCCCUGCCGGAUUGGCUAUGUCGUGAGUUGUGUAUUCCUGUGUUUUUUCCCUCCUUCCCCCCUCUCUUCCUCCUCCUCUCCCUCUUCUUCCUCCACAGAUUAGACCUACAGUUCAGCCUUUAUCCAUGUUUUAUUAACGGUUCAGCCAUGCUAAUGUGGGUGAUUUCUUUUAGACCUCUAAAUGUGCAGUGAGUUCCCUUUUUGCUUCUGUCUAUUUUUUUUUUUUUUUUUCAUUUGAAAUCUGUGUUUAAAAAAAAAAAAAAGCGUGUUGUCCAUAAGAAAGAGGAAGACGAACAUGUGAAACAUUCCGGGAACAGCGAUAUGCCUCCGACCCCGUCUCCUAGACGACCCUGCGUGUGAAAACAGCUCCCGCUCCAUCCACGCUGUCACGUCAGCUUUUCUAAAACACUCUGGUUUUUUUAAAACGAUCGAAUUUGGAAACCCCUUCUCUGACAAAAAUGCAGGUGUCUGGUCCCUCUCUUAUGUUCUGAAAUUCUCUUAAUAAAAACAAGUCCUGGGAAUUUUCCUCUA